Molecule: messenger RNA, 906 nt
Organism: Cutaneotrichosporon cavernicola
Lineage: Eukaryota; Fungi; Basidiomycota; Tremellomycetes; Trichosporonales; Trichosporonaceae
Exons: 4
Coding region: 1-906 (301 amino acids)
Biological process (GO): fatty acid elongation; very long-chain fatty acid biosynthetic process; sphingolipid biosynthetic process
Cellular component (GO): endoplasmic reticulum membrane
Molecular function (GO): 3-hydroxyacyl-CoA dehydratase activity
Source: RefSeq, a predicted model, not a curated record
AUGGCCACGACAAAGCCGCGCAAGGCGCGUGCCCAAUCACCCCUCCUCAAAUCCUACCUCCUCGCAUUCAACGCCCUCUCCGCCCUCCUCUGGGCCCGUCUCCUCUUCCUGACUCUCUGGUUCAUCGCUACUCCACGCACGACAAGCGCUCACCGUAUCAUCUUUGGCCAGACUGCGACCGGACAACAGCCGUGGGCUUCUGUUGCCGCACUCGCAGACCACCUGAGUGGCGGGUACGACUUUCACGGUUUGGGCGAGGCGACAAAGUGGACCCAGACGUUGGCCGUGCUCGAAGUCGUGCAUGCCGCGCUUGGGUGGGUCCGCUCGCCGGUCGGGACCGUUGCGAGCCAGGUCGCCAGCCGUCUCUGGGCUGUGUGGGGGGUUGUGGAGCCUGUGCCGUCUGCCCGCACCAAUCCCCUCUUCGCGACCAUGCUCUUCGCAUGGAGCGUGACUGAGGUGAUCCGGUACACGUUCUACUUCCUCGCCCUUCUCAACAUCGACCUCUACGCCCUCAACUGGUGCCGGUACACCUUCUUCCUGGUGCUGUACCCACUCGGCGCGGGAUCCGAGGCCUUCCUCUCGUUCUCGACGCUCCCGCCUCUCCGCACGCUGCCUUACGUCCCCAAGGUCCUCGGUGCCAUGCACAACAUGCUGCACUCAAUGCCGGCGCAUUUCAGCCGCGCACUCAUGAAGACCAACCCCGGGCGCUCGCUGUUGUGGUCGGUCGCCCGGGCGCGGGCAGCCAAGAGCGCCGGAGCGGUGUGGGCGCCCAUCCAGAUUGCGCGGCUUGUGCUGUUCGUCAUUUGGUGGCCUGGUCUCUACGUCCUCUACACCUACAUGCUCAAGCAGCGGCGCAAGUUCUUCGCCAAGGGCAAGACUGUCGGCGGCGUCAACAAGGCCAACUAG